This is a messenger RNA of Aspergillus candidus, 4703 nucleotides long. RefSeq names its product GAS2 domain protein. The record is from RefSeq and is a predicted model, not a curated record. The transcript has a single exon. Lineage: Eukaryota; Fungi; Ascomycota; Eurotiomycetes; Eurotiales; Aspergillaceae. The coding region runs from base 271 to 4590 and encodes 1439 amino acids. Gene Ontology annotation, molecular function: microtubule binding.
AGACGCGGCUUUCAUCGGAUUCGCCACGCGAUACCUCGGCCUUAAAACGGAUCCAUCGUACUGUGUCUCAUCCUUCUUCUUGUGGGCGCCGGUGGAAUCGCGUCUCAGCAUGCUAUCUUUUCAGCGGUUCACCUUCGCGCUGAUGCUUGAUACUGCAACUCGACCUCCGUCUUCGAAAACGCGUUAAACCGAGCGCUCUGCCCUCAGCUGAGAAUUUCUUCGACAUCGCCGUCCUCGGGACUUUUGCCCUCCCACCCUUCUUGUCUCGAUAUGGCCAUCGAUCCCGUUGGCAUUUGUCGGCCUCCCGUCCAGCUCUCGCCCACAGCGCUUCGGACACCACCCCCACGAGCCCAUUCCCCGGACCGAUCGUCCGUGCCGAACUACCAGAUCCUUGAUCCCCUCCUCCGUAGUCUCUCCCCCGAAUCCACGCUCAAUGCGCUGUCCUCAACCGAUGCCGUCCCUCGGAAUGAGAAGGCGGCCCACGAUAUCCUGUCGCGAAGCAUCUCCCAGGUCUCUCCAGCCGAACGAGCGCUGGGAAUCCGCGCGGCCGUAGCGGCGCAGCAUCUUCACCUGUGGUACAGAGAAAUCCAAGCGUGGUCCUGGCCGAAGCGAGCCGAUGUGCACCUGGGGAAGGGUUUUGUCCCCCCGACCGAUUCCGCGGAGGAGCAUUAUGGGGGUCUUCCGACGGCUGUGGUCGCCGAACACGAAAAGCGCAUCGAGGAGAUUCGGGACGGCUUGGACGGCUUGGAUGUCGAUGAGCUGAAAGAACACGUGCUAAAUGCCCACAUUCCAGCGCGGUCUCGGCCGUCGUCGGCAAACAGUACCGUGUCUGUGCCGCCUCCCCUUAGUUAUGUACAACUAAGCGACUUUACCACCGUCAUUACCGCCACCAUCCUCCGCGUUCUGCCCCUCCUAUCGCGCCUGAAUAGCCUUCUCGCCACGUGGGAUGUGCGACUACUAGUCCUUCGCCAGGUUCCGGGACUCUUGCGAGGUCUGCACCGGGCUCAGUCAGAACUGGAAUCAGCCUCGGCGCUGUUAAAGUCAUCGGACCCCCCGGGCGAAGAGGAUGUCCUGUAUUCGAGGGCAAACUACCACGCGAAGCGCGUGGCCUUGGAAUCCGCCGUCCUGUCCGCCGGUUGUAGAAUGGACCGCCUCCUGGAUGCGCUCGAGGGCCGAGAAGACUCGUUACCCGAAAGUUGGAUCGAUGACCUGGAAGCCAUCGAGGCGGAUUUUGGGUCUUGGGUCAUGGAGGCGGAAAAACGCGCCGUCGAAAAUGAAUGGCGCCGCAUGCUAGCCAACACCAAGAAGGACGCGAUGCAGCAGGAAUUGAGCCAAGGCUCGCCAGCUAAAUCGAUAAGCAAGGGCGAAGAUGCGGAGCGAUCAGUCCGUGCUGCUUCCGAGCCUGUCUUGCAAACCGCACGCCCUUCCCAUAUGGAAACCAUCGUGGAAGAGGUUCUUAGCCCCGUUGAAUCUGUUCGAUCCCGCCAAUGUCAUGACUAUCUGAGUGUUGCGCCUGCCCCAACCACGGUCGCUCCUAGUGUCCUCGAGACGCCCCCUUCUCCGUCCGAUCGUUGCGCGCCCCAGCCCUCUCUCGAAGACCCAAUCACGAAGCCUCGAGAAUCUCCCGCUACUUCUGAGCCUGUGGUGGAUAAUGACGCCAUUGCCGAUUCUACUUCUGUGACUUCCAGCUCAGAUUCCAUAAAUCCCAGAUCCGUAUCCUCCCCGCAAUCACAUGAAGACCCUGCUAUGAAGGAGGAGUUAGAUCUCUCAAAUGACGACACCGAUGCUACUAAUUCCCCUACAACAAAUACUCCAGACUCAAGGCCCACUGGUCCCGAAUCAUUUCAAAACGAGCCUCGAUCCCGAGAGACGCCAUCAAAGCCUGUCGUUCACGAAAGGGAUACCACUCCCUAUAGUCCUCUCGUGUCUGAUGCUGCCCCGGCCUCGGAAUUAUCUAGAAGUCAGCAGUCCCCGGUUGAUCGGAACACGACCGUUGUCGCGGAGCUUGCACCUGUCCUGGCGAAUGAAGACAAUGCGACAUCGGAUGAUUCUUCGUUGCGUAACGAACCGGCGCAUGUGGAAGAAACUUCGCUGCCAGUCGAGACGUUUUCCGAAGACUCUGUCUGCAGCAUGAAUGAUGAUCAGUCAUCGUCUUCGGAUCCCAACGAAGCGGAACGUACAUCGGAUCUUUCUCAAUCGCAGCCUGCUGUCCACAGGGAACCAUCCUUGGACCAGGAGGACUAUGUCAGAGACUCCGAACACCAGUCUCCGCUGGAAAGUACUUGUCUUCCAGCGGUGCAGGAUCAGGUCCCUCCCACCAUUCAGACAGACGCUCAUAGCGCAACGCAACAUCCCGACAGCAUCGCGAAUGCCCUGCCUUCUCCCACGGCGGUUAAACCGGAGACUACUCCAGAGUCAGCCGCGUCUGGAAUGGCCCAGGCCAAGGACAGUCCUCGUUCGCUCGAUGAUGCCCCCAAUCAGUUGCAUGUCGCAUCGACCGACGAGGCAACAGCGCUGCCAUUUGUGACAGCCCGAACCACGCCCGGUGAGGCUCGUGCCAUCAACUUGGGCGCUCAGCGCUCUCGUCUGUCUGUUACUCCCCCGCCUGAGCGUCACCAGAACUCGGUGUCCCUAGUUGAUGACAAGAAACAUGAGACCGCCGCAGGCGACGGGCAUGAAAAUGAGGCUCCAAACCGGCGACCCAAGAAGCCACUGGAAAGCCCAAUCAAGCUAUCCACAGCCCGGCCAGAUCGUACGAGUCUUGGUCAAAAUAUCAAGCCUCGCGUGCGGCGGGAGUCCAACAUCUCCGCUGGGACCUCCGAUUAUCCCUCGCUGGUGUCUAGCCCAGACAUUCGGGAACCGCGGACUACGUCAUCAAACGGAACCCCUCUUGCUUUACAGACACCCCCCCACAUUCAGCCUAACUAUCGCGCAACUAGCCCUACGCCGCCGAAGAGUGCUCACACGCUGCGGGAAGACCGCCUGGUCCGCCUCGACAGCCAAAAGAGGACCCCCCCGACGGCAUUCAAACACAACAGAGCAUUGAGUCUUCCCCUUGAGCGCUUCAUCAACGAAAGCAUGAAUUUCGACUACGACCCCGAGAGUGGUGACGAUGCGGACACUUCUCCAGCCGCUCAAAGAGCCACCAGAGCGUCUGCUGAUCUGUCUUUCCAGACGGAGCGACGGCCAGUAGACUCACCCCACCACAGAUCGUCGACACCGACAAAUGGUCCUCGGCGUCCCGCCAGAGGUCGUCUGGAGCCUCCUCUUGAAGAGACUACGGUGCAAGGAUCGGUUAACUCCCACAAAAAGCUCCUCAAUCCCUGGGAGCACAAUAAAAACGCCUUUGUUAAGAAUUCUUCAUCUGAGGCCACGCACCCAGAACCCGCCGUUGCCAAACACUCGACUACCAAAAAAUUGCGGAAACAGCUGACAGCUCACCCAAGCCUUGAAAGCAUUGGUUCAUACAAAACUAAAUCGCGGCCCGCUGAACAAGCCCCGGCGUCUUCGGCACGCAAGACAGGCUCCCGAUCCUCCACUCCCACCAACCAGUUGAGGAAACCACGAGACCAUCUGGAUGAGAAGAUCAGCUCUAUCCUCACAACCAUCCCCACACGUAUUCGUCUGAUGUCGUCCGAAGAGCAUCCCAAUGAUGGCCGUUCCGCGAGCUCGUCCCUGCCCCUGAAGGCAAGAGAGCGCUUCCGUUCCGUGUCCCCUUCGGGCCCUCCAUCGCGCAGCAGCACCCCUGCUCCCUCCCUCAUGCUCACGCCAGCAAUGCCACGCAGAAGACUGUCUCAUGCGCCGGAAGAGGGCUCCGUGAAACUUUAUCAUCUCCACCAGAACGGAAAGUCUGCCCCAACCAAGCUUUUCGUGCGAGCUGUAGGCGAGAGCGGCGAACGUGUGAUGGUGCGCGUUGGGGGUGGAUGGGCCGAUCUAGGUGAAUACUUGCGAGAGUAUGCGAUCCACCAUGGCCGUCGCCACGUCUCAGAGACCCCCCGCGUCGAGGUUGAAGGGAUAUCCUCUCGCGGUUCCACUCCAACUGGCUCCCCAGGGAAUAGAUACAGUCCUAGUGGCAAUGGCCGCACCACCCCCUCUCGACCGCGAUCCGUCAUCAGCAACCGGCCCGCAUCGUCGCUAGACGUCCGCAAAAAGCGGCGUCCGUCUAACGUCUCGGACGUCACCGAUUUCAGGGCCGCCAGUGCCGGGGAAGCCCUGAACCUGUCCUUUUCUCCCAUGUCGUCUGUCUCGCGCAGACGACUCUCCGUGUCUUCGAACGCUUCCUUCGGCGCUACAUCCUCUGUAAGCGAAGCCCGCCAUGGCUCUCCUGCGGUUCCCCUCGGGCUCGCGGGCCCGACACCCCGCUCCAGACAGGUCUCGAUGACUCCUGAGAGUGAGGCGUGGGUAGAGGACGUCCUUGGACAAGCCCGACGAAGCUCGUCCCUGAAGCCUUCCAGAUGCAAUGCACCACCCCAGGAGUCAGAACCCGUCCCAGUCAAAGUCCCGAGUUUACCAAAGUCUCGAAGCAUCAGUGACAUUGGCAAAGCUGGAUCAAGCCGACGAAUCGCAUUGCGAGGGCUAGGCAACCGGUGAUUCCGACAUCUUUACAUUUCCCCUUUAUCAUCCACCAAUACCUACCUCCGACCUCUCUUCCCUCAGUAUCCUCCUCCAUUCCUCAUCUUUUUUUUUCCUCUCCGAUUAUUUCU